This is a messenger RNA of Drosophila bipectinata, 312 nucleotides long. Its product is annotated as craniofacial development protein 2-like. Lineage: Eukaryota; Metazoa; Arthropoda; Insecta; Diptera; Drosophilidae. The record is from RefSeq and is a predicted model, not a curated record.
AUGGAAAAAAUGCAGAUCGCAAUCGCAGGCAUCAGUGAGAUGAGAUGGAGAGGUAACGGGACAACAACAACAUCAAGCGGCAAUCUAAUGAUGCACAGCGGGACCAAUGAUGGAGGCAGGAGCGGAGUCGGGAUAUAUGUGUCCAAACAGUACAAACAGACACUAAUUUCCUGGACCCCAGUAUCCGACAGAAUCAUCAUUGCCAGAUUCCGAUGCCAUGCUAGACACAUCACCAUCGUGCAGUGCUAUGCCCCAACAGAAGACGCCAGCGAUGACAUCAAAGACGACUUCUACAACGCCCUCACAUCCUAA